AUGGAUCCCCUGUCUAUUAUCUCAGCGAUAGAGCUCUGCUUUAAAUAUGGCACAUAUUUGGUUCAAAUAUGCACUGACUUUGCAAAUGCCAAAGGGGAGUAUGCAGAGAAAUUUCUCCGUGUGGAAACUUACUGGAUGAGAACGGAGCUUCAGCUGAAGGUGGUGCAGAGUAUUGCUUCCGAGCUCAGUGAAAAGCAUCGAAGGAUCCAACAUCAGACGAUUGCAAUGCUAGCCACCAAGUUGGAGAUUGCUGUCAACAAUCUUCAAUCCAUCGUCAAGCGUCAUCCUGUCGGGGAACAAGAACUGGGUGUACGUCGGUGGAAGUAUGUGAUCACGAAGGAAAAGAUCGAUAGCACCAUCGAGGAUCUCAAAGAAUGGCAGUCACUUUUUGAUCCAUCGUGGUAUUUGAUUAUGAAGCUCGCAGACAAGCAAGUCGAUUCCGACCUGAGCACAAAUCGAAAAUCUUCUGCCAUAGAUUUUAAAGACCCGAUAGCUCCUGCGCAGUCCCUUAGAAGGGCUCUGGAUCCGACAAAUGCGAAAACUCCACCUGUUCGCCUGUCAGCGGACUUUCUGAUUUCUAUUAAUCCACAAAAAAUCCCAUUUUGCACAGCGGAGGCAGGCCGGAGACCAGAGAAUGGCCAAUCCCUAAUCGUGGAACGAGUGGUACCUUUGCCAGGGGCUAAUGUCGGGGAUAUUGGCAAAGGUAUACGAGAUCUCGCCAGACGGCUGUCUGGGUCUGAUGCCAUGGAAUUUGGUCUCCUUAGCUGCAAAGGAUAUAUCCAACACCGCAACUCCGAGUCCUCUCGAUCUACGCCCAAUGCAUUCACCAUCAUCUUCCGAAUGCCCGCACAGCAGGUUCAACCUCGCUCCCUCCGAGGUUGUUUCCAGGAUAUAAACCACACCCACUCACUCUCCGACCGAUUCAGAUUGGCGAACGAGCUUGCGAAAGCAGUGCAUUCUGUUCAUUUGUUUGGGUUUGUCCACAAAAACGUACGACCAGAGACCAUCUUACUUUUGAAAAGUGAUGAAUCGUCGAUUGGAUCCGCCUUCCUGAUUGGAUUUGACAGCUUCCGCAUGGCCUCUGGUAAAACUUUGCGCAAAGGCGAGGCGUCAUGGGAACGCAGCCUUUACCAACAUCCGGACCGCAUAGGAACGGUUUCCACCCAGGAUUAUGUCAUGCAACACGAUAUUUAUAGUCUUGGGGUAUGCUUGUUGGAGCUGGGCUUGUGGGAGUCUUUCGUGUCAUACGAUGAUUCAAUUCUGGACAGCAAUGGAAAUGCUCCGACACCUACUCGUGGCUCUAUUCUGGGAAUGGACCAAGGGCUAUAUUUCCAAAAGCAUCUUCUCUUCUUGGCACAGGGUGAACUACGGAAGCGAAUGGGGACCAAAUAUUCCGAUGUUGUUGUCACUUGUUUGACAUGUUUGGACCCUGAAAAUGUCGACUUUGGAGAGGAGGCCGAUUUUGAAGAUGAUGAUGGCAUUGAAGUGGGUGUGAGGUACAUUGAGAAGGUGACGAUGAAACUGAAUAGCCUGUGCGUCUGA
This is a messenger RNA of Penicillium coprophilum, 1542 nucleotides long. RefSeq lists its product as uncharacterized. The transcript has 3 exons. The record is from RefSeq and is a predicted model, not a curated record. Lineage: Eukaryota; Fungi; Ascomycota; Eurotiomycetes; Eurotiales; Aspergillaceae. The coding region runs from base 1 to 1542 and encodes 513 amino acids.